UGGGGAAGAACUGCUUUUAAAGCCUUUCGUGUCCUUUUUCCUGGAAUGUCUUUUCCCGCUUUGCUUAGUCAUGCUUACAUUGAGGAAUAGGAGGUAGAUUGCAGCUCCACUUCCUGGCUCAGCACAGCACACAAGCUACUGCAUACAAAUGGCUCAAACAAAGGAACAGAGGAUCUUGGAGUUUGUAAAGCAAAAUGCAACUAAGGGUGACCCUCAAAGCGUGGUGGACCAAAUCGACAAAUACUGCAGCUUAAAGGAAUGGGCUAUGAAUGUGGGAGAUGAAAAAGGCCUGAUUCUGGAUAAUGUGGUCAAAGAGACAAAUCCAACCACAGCUCUGGAACUGGGCACAUAUUGUGGGUAUUCUGCUGUCCGGAUAGCCCGUUUACUGAAGCCAGGAAGUCGUCUGCUCACCAUAGAGAUGAACCAAGGAAAUGCUGCUGUGGCAAAAGAGAUAAUAGCGUUUGCUGGCAUGCAAGAUAAGGUAGAGAUUCUGGAAGGCUCCACAGAGGUAAUCAUUCCGAGCCUAAAAAUGAAGUAUGGUGUGGAUCAAAUAGACUUUGUAUUUAUUGACCAUUUCGGGAACAGAUAUACAGCUGACACUAAGUUACUUGAGGAAUGUGGCUUAAUUAAAAAGGGAUCUGUGUUACUAGCAGACAAUGUUGUGUAUCCCGGGGCUCCAGAUUUCCUUAAAUAUGUCAGGACAAGUGGACGCUAUGACUGCACAAACUAUCCAUCGCAUGUAGAGUACACCGAUAAGGAGGAUGCCCUGGAAAAGGCUGUUUUUAAGGGCGAGUAAUGCGGAAUUACAGGAGAUGGGCUAUAUCUGCAUUAAACUAGAAAUGAAGAAAAAAUACAAGAAAUUGUCAAAAACCAACCAAAGAAAAAUAUCUUACUGCCCACUUUUGAUACAAUUCUUGUUCUUAUCAUUUCACUAACACUUUUGUAUUGUUAAAUAAACAUUGACCCUUGAACAAUGAUCUUUGAAGUAAUAAUAAAUCACUGCACUAUU
This is a messenger RNA of Hyla sarda, 1009 nucleotides long. Its product is annotated as catechol O-methyltransferase A-like. Gene Ontology annotation, molecular function: catechol O-methyltransferase activity; magnesium ion binding. Bases 149 to 796 code for a protein of 215 amino acids. NCBI's taxonomy places the organism in Eukaryota, Metazoa, Chordata, Amphibia, Anura, Hylidae. The transcript is spliced from 5 exons. Gene Ontology annotation, cellular component: membrane; dendrite; axon. The record is from RefSeq and is a predicted model, not a curated record. Gene Ontology annotation, biological process: dopamine metabolic process; developmental process; catecholamine catabolic process.